GCCCAGCCCGGCGGCGAGAUGGAAGAUAUUAAACCAAACGUGGAACUGAAAAGCACUCAAGAGCAGUCUGUGCCCACAGAAGGUUCGGUGCUUUUGCAUGACUACGAUUUAACCAAACCUCAUGAAACAGAAAAUGUGGAUGGUACAGAAGGCCCAGCCAAUCAAGAUGAAGACAUAGGAGAUGAUUCAAUGAAAGUGAAAGAUGAAUACAGUGAAGGGGAUGAGAAUGUUUUAAAGCCAGAACCCUUGGGAAAUGCAGAAGAGCCUGAAAUUCCUUACAGCUAUUCAAGAGAAUAUAAUGAAUAUGAAAACAUUAAGCUGGAGAGACACGUUGUCUCGUAUGAUAGUAGCAGGCCAACCAGUGGCAAGAUGAACUGCGAUGUGUGUGGAUUAUCCUGCAUUAGCUUCAACGUCUUAAUGGUUCAUAAGCGGAGCCAUACUGGUGAACGCCCAUUCCAGUGUAAUCAGUGUGGGGCAUCUUUUACUCAGAAAGGUAACCUCCUCCGCCACAUUAAACUGCACACAGGGGAAAAACCUUUUAAGUGUCACCUCUGCAACUACGCAUGCCAGAGAAGAGAUGCACUCACAGGUCAUCUUAGGACACAUUCUGUUGAGAAACCCUAUAAAUGUGAGUUUUGCGGAAGGAGUUACAAGCAGAGAAGUUCCCUUGAGGAGCACAAGGAGCGCUGCCGUACAUUUCUUCAGAGCACUGACCUGGCUGAGACUGCAAGUGUGGAGGCGAGACACAUCAAAGCAGAGAUGGGAAGUGAAAGAGCUCUCGUUCUGGACAGAUUAGCAAGCAAUGUGGCAAAGCGAAAAAGCUCAAUGCCUCAGAAAUUCAUUGGUGAGAAGCGCCACUGCUUUGACGUCAGCUAUAAUCCCAGCUAUAUGUAUGAGAAAGAGAGUGAGAUGAUCCAGACCCGAAUGAUGGACCAGGCCAUCAAUAACGCCAUCAGCUAUCUUGGGGCCGAAGCCCUGCGCCCCUUGGUCCAGACACCGCCUGCUCCCACCUCAGAGAUGGUCCCGGUUAUCAGCAGCAUGUAUCCCAUAGCCCUCACCCGCGCCGAGAUGCCGAAUGGUGCCCCCCAGGACCUGGAAAAGAAGAACGUCCAGCUGCCAGAGAAGAGCCUGCCUUCUGAAAGAGGCCUCUCCCCCAACAACAGUGGCCACGACUCCACGGACACUGACAGCAACCAUGAGGAACGCCAGAAUCACAUCUACCAGCAAAACCACGUGGUCCCUCCUCGGGCCCGCAAUGGGAUGCCACUUCUGAAGGAGGUGCCCCGCUCUUACGAACUCCUCAAGCCCCCACCCAUCUGCCCAAGAGACUCCAUCAAAGUGAUCAACAAAGAAGGGGAGGUGAUGGAUGUGUACCGGUGUGACCACUGUCGAGUCCUCUUCCUGGAUUACGUGAUGUUCACUAUUCACAUGGGUUGCCACGGCUUUCGUGACCCUUUUGAGUGUAACAUGUGUGGCUAUCGAAGCCACGAUCGCUAUGAGUUCUCGUCUCACAUAGCCAGAGGAGAACACAGAGCCAUGCUGAAGUGA
This is a messenger RNA of Balaenoptera ricei (Rice's whale), 1548 nucleotides long. It is a transcript of the gene IKZF3, whose product is annotated as IKAROS family zinc finger 3. Bases 19 to 1548 code for a protein of 509 amino acids. Gene Ontology annotation, molecular function: DNA-binding transcription factor activity; RNA polymerase II cis-regulatory region sequence-specific DNA binding. The transcript is spliced from 8 exons. The record is from RefSeq and is a predicted model, not a curated record. Lineage: Eukaryota; Metazoa; Chordata; Mammalia; Artiodactyla; Balaenopteridae. Gene Ontology annotation, biological process: regulation of transcription by RNA polymerase II.